GAUGGGAGCUUCCGCUUCGGCUGUGGGCGAGCUGUCACCGCGGGAGGAUGAACAACCAGAGAUGUAGCACUUUAUUCCUGAAACUGGAAGGACGGAGGGCGAUCAUACACUGUAUCUAUGUGGUGGGCUUUAUGGACUUGUUUGGGGUGAGCAUGAUCAUCCCGCUCUUGAGCCACCAUGUAAAGGCUCUUGGAGCGAGUCCCACAGUGGCUGGAAUCGUGGGAUCUACAUAUGGAAUAUUGCAGCUUUUCUCCAGCACAAUAGUUGGCAGCUGGAGCGACGUGGUGGGGCGGCGAUACUCGCUGCUGACUUCCAUCCUGCUGAGCGCCUGCGGUUACGGCCUGCUGGGGAUUUCUACAAGCAUCACUUUAUUUGUCCUCGCACGAAUACCUGUGGGACUGUUCAAACACUCCUUGUCCAUCUGCAGAGCUUUACUGUCAGACCUGGUGUCUGAAUCAGAGCGCCCUCUUGUGAUGGGACACUUUAAUGCAGCCUCCAGCGUCGGCUUCAUCCUGGGUCCUGUAGUCGGCGGCUACCUCACUGAGCACGAAGGAGGCUUUUACACCUCCUCAUUUACAUGUGCAGCCAUCUUUCUUAUCAAUGCUGGGCUGGUGUGGUUGCUGCCAUGGAGCGAGACGAUAACCAAUCGAAACGCAACUAACUGCAGCAACAGCGCCAGUAAAAGAUGCCACGAUGAACAUUGCGGCAAGUCUGUGCAAAACGGCUCUCACGCAAACAACCAUCACUCGGCGUUACCAUCAGAGACCGAAGCGGAGCGCAGAGCUGCCAGGAAGCUCGGCUUCAGGUGGAGGGAGGUGUCGCUGCUCCAGCCCGCGUGGAGACAGCUCACCUCCGUCAGCUCCAGGAUUCACAUGGUGGCCUCUUCUGACAUGUGGGACCUCUUUCUGGUGCGUCUCUUGAUGGCUGUAGCCAUCAUGCUGUACUACAGUAACUUCUCUCUGGCCAUGGAGGAGCGUUUCUCGAUGAAACCGAAGAUGACGGGUUAUCUGAUCAGCUACAGCAGCACCUUAGGGGCCCUGGCCGGGUUCCUGGUGGGGCCGGUCACACAGCUCUACAGAAACAACAUGCCCGCUCUGCUGCUUCACUCCACCAUGCUCACCUGUCUGCUCAUUUUCCUCUACGCCGCCGCUCCGAGUGUGUGGCAGGUGCUGCUCACCUCCACCUUCUUUGCCAUUUCUACCUCUGUCGGUCGGACGUGCAUCACAGACCUGGAGCUUCAAAGGGGAGGCGUCCACGCCAGCGGGACUCUGAUCGGGGCUGGCCAGUCGGUGACGGCGGUGGGUCGCAUCCUGGCCCCGCUCCUCUCCGGUCUGACCCAGGAGAUCAGCCCCUGCGGGCCGGCCAGUCUGGGGGUCGUGCUCGCUCUGGCAGCUGUGGGUUUGCUCCUCGUCAGAAUCCCAAAGUGGGACGGGAGGGCGCUGGCAAAAACGGCAGCUGUGGUGAACAGCAGAUCCUCAGAGUGAACAGAGUUUCUCACCAUGGGUGCCUUCGCCAAACGAAUCUGCUGAUGUCACGACUCGACACAGGGACCGCAGGCCUUUCUCUCAGGGACCGUGGACGUUUGCAGCUUGAAGGAAAAGGCUGCAGUUUCUUGUGCUUCCAUAAAUCCUGAAGUCAGAUCUCACAGAAACAUGCAGCCUUAACUUUGGCUCGGUGUCCUUGUUAUUGCAAUAAUCGAUGCUGCGUUGCUAAUUUAGUUCUGUCAGCAGAGGUACACCCACUACUGAUUUAUGAAGACACAAGACCACUUAAAUUGUCAUUUUUGGAGAUUCGAUGGUUAUAACUUUGCGACCAAUACUCUUUCUGCAACUGUUGGAAAGGUUCGCAAGGAUUUUAUCCAAUUCUAAUUUCUCUUUCCAAGCCAUUUGUGUGCAUUCAAAAUGUUUUUGCUGUAACCAGUCAUUAAAUAUUUAUAUUAGAAAUGUUCAGUUGUAAUAAAAAGAAGGGGGGGGACUAUCUCAGAAAAAACUCUAAAUAAUGUCGCCAUUUACAUUUCAAUUCUGUUCAAACUUCCCGUUACCUACUUUACUCCAUUACAAUCUGACUUUUUUUACUGUUAUAUUUCCAUUAUACACAUUUUUGUGUGUGUGUGGGGAGGUGGGUCCUGAAAAGCAGAUGCUAACAUAUAUAAAAAUGUUUCAUUUAAAUAUAGGCUAUGUAGUUAAUCUUAAAUUUAGACAUAUUUAUAAUUAUUAACAUGAACCAUAGUAGUAGGUAAGCUAUUUCAGGAAUUUAAAUUAUUUUAUUAAUGCUGCUAUUGCUAAACAGAACUUUGAAAAAAAAUAAUUAAAGCAUGAGUUUCAUUGUGGCUUUUUAUAUGCAUGUAGUGCAGAAGCACCUUAAUACUGCAAAAUCACAACCGGUGUGUCUUGCACACUGUUGCCACUAGAUGGCAGGAAUGUUCUAAAAUGAUCCAAGGACAGAUUUUUACAUCCACACAGACAAGUCUUGGCAUUAGGACCAGAAGCAGUUCAAGGCAAAGUCUCAACGCCAAAAAGGUUUAAGUCUUGCUCUCUCUCACUGACUCGAAGCCUGAACGAUCUGCAGGCAUGUUUGGAAAUGUAAAAGUUUCUUUGAUGUAACUCCUUAUAUCCAAGCCAGUUGAUCUCCUAUCAGCAGCAGAUUUCUUGACGCAUCUUCGCUAUUAAUUAUUUAAGAGCAAGACUUAUUGUAACUGAGGAAAUGUUGAGAAAAGGUCAUAAAGUAUCAGAAUGUAAAAAUAAUCUACCAAAGCAGAUUGUGGUUUCAUCUAUACGACACAUCUAGAACCGUCAAUUGUAUUUCCUCCUUUUCAUUUAUCCUUAUGAAAUAGCUUUCAUGUAGCAAAAUUGCACUAUGCCCGCGUGUCAUUAAUUGAUUUCUUUUAACUUUUUUUGUGUGCUUCUUUUAGUUUUAUUUGCAGUUUUUGAUUUUUCCUAAACAGUUUGAGAUUUUCAGUGCCUAAAGUCCCAUUGAGCCCAUUUUCUGAAAGAAAUGCAGCGUGAGUUCAUCUUUUUGAUGUAAUUUGAUGCAGCUCUAAUCUAUGUGGGCCUCCUAUGGCUGGAUGGGAACUGAGCUUGCAAUAGGCACUUGAAUUUACUAAACAUAACUAAUAGCAGCAAAACUGCUGUUCUACUACUACUAGUUUCUGAACAUUUAAAACACAUCUACUCCCACAAGACUCACAGCUUUGAUUUUUAAAUAUUUUGCACGUCAACGUUUGUUCAGAGACUUUGUUCUUUUAAAUGUGAAACUUCUGCAUUUUUAUAGUUUAAUCAGUUUUUGCGUUCUUCACUUGUCUCCCAUGUGUUAUAUAGAAGUUUGUGUUUAUCAAGGUUCAUCACUGCUGUUGGUUGGACUACUGUUUUAACAUUUGCAGUGCCUUUAUAAAAGUGUUUGUAUGAUGCAUCGAGAAAAAACGUGCAUGAUUGUGAAAUGGAAAGAAAAUGAUAAACGGUCUUCGAAAUAAUUGCAAAUAAAAAACUGAGAAGUCUGAAACAUUUUUUUGUGACAAAACUCUUUUGUUUCAGAUACAGCUGCAGGCUUUUGAAGAACGUUUAUGCUCUGAUUUGCAGAGAUGCUGAAGUUCAGUCAGACUGGAUGGAGACCAUCUCUAUAUUUCAGUCUUUAAUACUUACCAGAUGUAACUGCAAAAAGAGAUUUUUAUUUGAGGGUGGGAGAAUAAAGUCUUAACACCCAUGAAUGAAUCUUCCUCCAUCAUAAUUAUGAACAAAAAUAAAUAAUAAAAUGCACAGAAUGUUUAGUUAUAACAAAAUGUAAAAAUAUGAAAACAUUUCCCAUCUACAGUUUGACAUUUUUAAAUUGAAGAAUGAAUUAAACAUUUAAAUGUUAAAUCAGAA
Poeciliopsis prolifica (blackstripe livebearer) is the source of this 3860-nucleotide messenger RNA. It is a transcript of the gene slc67a2, whose product is annotated as major facilitator superfamily domain containing 9. Gene Ontology annotation, biological process: transmembrane transport. The record is from RefSeq and is a predicted model, not a curated record. The transcript is spliced from 7 exons. Gene Ontology annotation, molecular function: transmembrane transporter activity. Lineage: Eukaryota; Metazoa; Chordata; Actinopteri; Cyprinodontiformes; Poeciliidae. Bases 48 to 1484 code for a protein of 478 amino acids.